AUGGCAUCAUUCAACGAUUCACAUGCUGGUUCCGAUACAUAUACGAUGGAUAUAGUUCCACCUCAGUCGCCACCUAUUGACCCAGCACAGGCUUCAACCGCUGAGCCUGAACUCAGCAUUGAACCUUCCAUUCCAAAGCGUAUUGGACGUUCAGAAUGGAGGCAAUUUGAACGUUUCGUUAGAUUGAAUUACCGCCGCAUGGAGCUGAAAGAAUUGCGCAAACUCAUACUCAAGGACCACGGUUUUGUCGCCAGCACUCAGCAAUGGAAAAAGGCGCUUUCGGGGUGGAACCUAUCCAAGUCAAUUCCGAAGCCUGUCGCAAAAUUCAUUGGGAAGAAGACAUACUUCCGCCGGAUCAAAGAAGGAAAGAAAACAUCCUUCAGAUACCGUAAACAAGCGGUACCAAAGGACAAGAUCAAACGGUACACACAAAAAUAUGCUAGCGAGGCCUUAUCUCCAAUCGCAUCUUCGCCCUCUAGUAUUACGUACAAUACUUCGGAGUCUGCGAAUACGGAAUAUGGGGUUCCGGUGAACCAGACCAAUCGAAACGAUGUUCCAGCAAGAUCAGAAUUCUACAAUGGCCAGGAUGUCGAUAGCUUCCUCAGAAUUUCUCAAAUCGCUCAAACCUUCGUCAAGCAAGGUAACUAUUCAGAUGCGAAGCUCGCCUUCAUGGAGGCUUUGGAAGGACUAGAAGCCCUAUUAGGCACUGUGCACAAGAUUCCCGUGCAUAUUUUACUCGUCUUUGUUGACGCCGCUAUCAAGAACAAGGACUUCGAUGGAGCUAUGGAGCGACUUCGCAAGUCCUACACUCAUCAUCAAGAGCUACUUGGUGACAAUGACAAGAAGACUUGGAUGAGCUAUAGCCGACUGGGCUUGGUAUACGACGCAGAGAGAAAAUACGGUCAAGCGCUAAAAACAUUCAGUGCUGCGAGAGAUGGCUUACGUGCAGCAUCCCAGAUGGGUGUAGAAGACAUGUUCAAUCUUACCUUUGAGUUGAACCUGAAAAUUCUCUGUGCAUACCAUCAUUUAGGCGACUUGGAAUCUGCUGAAGAAGAGUUGUGCGAUCUGAUCCCGCAAGCCGAAGGGCUAGGUGACGCUUAUCAAACUCAGAGCGCCUACUUCAAGCACCAACUCGCCCAUAUCUAUAACAGCCACGAAUGGCAUCCAGAAGAAGCUUCACUAUGUAAUGCAGCUCCUCCAAGAAAGCGUAUAGAGAAAAUGCUUCUUGAAGCUAUCUAUGACUACGCUGUCACUUUUGACGAGGGGCCUUAUUAUCUGUGUUCGUUAGAACAGUUACGAACAUAUUAUGAGACCACAGGUGAGGUCCACAAGCUGAACUGCCUGAUCACGGAGAAAAUCGAACCUAUUCUCAGCGCGAUCCGACCGGCCAGCGACCUAUGCGUUGAAAAGUACCUCGAGCUAAUGGAAGGGACCAUAUAUUCAUUGUUGCGACUUCGUGAGUACGAGAAAGCUGAUUCAUGGUUGCAUUGGCGUCAACAACAGAUCGAAAACUUAGAUCUGAAAGGAACCUAUUCCGUCGAGGCACUAUGUAACCUCAUGAUGCAUGCCAAGACCUAUCUUGAUCGAAGCAUGCCUCAGUCUGCGGAGCCGCUGCUUGAGAAAGCUCAGCGGAUAGCUGAGCAAAUUCUGCCGCCUGGCCAUGCUAUCCAUACAACCAUAGCUGAGACAAUCGCUAGGAAGGCUUGGUUGCGUCGGACAUGCUGUCAAUGCCUAGUCAACUCACCAAAUUGCGACCUUGACGACACGAAGUGA
This is a messenger RNA of Bipolaris oryzae ATCC 44560, 1773 nucleotides long. RefSeq lists its product as uncharacterized. The record is from RefSeq and is a predicted model, not a curated record. The transcript has 3 exons. The coding region runs from base 1 to 1773 and encodes 590 amino acids. Gene Ontology annotation, molecular function: protein binding. Lineage: Eukaryota; Fungi; Ascomycota; Dothideomycetes; Pleosporales; Pleosporaceae.